Molecule: messenger RNA, 10119 nt
Organism: Salvelinus sp. IW2-2015
Lineage: Eukaryota; Metazoa; Chordata; Actinopteri; Salmoniformes; Salmonidae
Source: RefSeq, a predicted model, not a curated record
CCUAACCACCUCUUUCCCCCCAAUCACUCUCAGGUGAAGGACAUCUCACWGGAGGCCACAGGAGYUUUGUGAAGCCAGCGAGAGACAAUACAUGGCGAGWUGACCAACCAAUCACUGUUGAUGAGGGGAGUGGAACCUCAACCCAGCACGUUAUCGUGAUAGAGUCUGCAGAUGCAGAGGCUGCAGGUCCUGGGGUGAAGCUGGAGGGGUCUGAAGGAGAGGAGGACCCACGGCACAGUAGUGACAUCCAGACUGGAGUGGCUGGAGUGYCCCAUGAAGCCACUGAGGACCCCACCACCGCCCCAGCKCCCCAACGCAGCAUCACGGAGGUCAGUGGAACGCCGAACACCGUCCUCAAGUCAGAGACAGACACAGAGACUUUAACUGUAACACACAGGCACUUCCAUACAGGAUCUGACCACAGUUUAGACCCGGAGAGGCUGGGGCUACUGGGCUGUCCUCCUGCUCCCGGCUCAGAGCACUUUCCGGUAUGUCACCAAAGCCAAAGAACGGUUCAUUACCGUGGAGACGGUGACACGUUACACACUGGUGGUGAUCAGUCUUGUUCUUACGCUACAGACAUGGACCGUGGCAACUUGCCCUUGGGUUUAGAGAGACAGACUGAUCUGUCUAGAGGGGACUGGAACCGGUACAGUAGUAGUGUAUACUCUGAAGGGUGCCUAGAUAAGAAAGGGGAGGGUCUGAUUCUAGAUGAGGUGAAAGUGGAGGCCGACGCUUCUCCCACACGGAAUGCAGAUAGUCACCUAAGAGACGGACACUUACAAGGCGAAGAUUUCUUAGAUUACAGGGAAAACUUAGAGACAAAUCCAAAUGUCGCGACCAACUCCCCUUUACGCACGCUCAGGGAUCGMGACCCAGUGUCCACGUUGAUGGGGCCUUCCGAUUCACACAUCCUUUUCGAUCAGGUAUUGAAUUCAAAGGACCAAAGGGCCAAGGCUCUGGGAGGGGGAGAAACAUCAGGCAAUAGUAAAGAGAAACAGUWCCUCUGCAUGUUCUGUAAGAAAGGCUUCAGCUGCCUMCAGAAGAUGGAGAUCCACCAGAGGGUCCAUACAGGGGAGAAACCCUUCAGCUGUACCCAGUGUCACAUGCGCUUUGCCCAGGCUGGUAACCUGAAAAUCCACCAGAGGGUACACACAGGGGUGAAACCCUUCAGCUGUACCCAGUGUCACAUGCGUUUYGCCCAAGCUGGCAACCUGAAGAUCCACCAGAGGGUCCACACAGGAGUGAAACCCUUCAGCUGUAGCCAGUGUCAUAUGCGCUUCUCCCACUCGUCCAGCCUGAAUAGGCACCAGAGGAUCCACACAGGAGAAAGGCCGUUCGCCUGUACGCACUGCGGGAAGAUUUUCUCCCGAUCGUCCAACCUGAAGAGGCACCAGAGGGUCCACACAGGGGAGAAACCCUACAGCUGCCCCCAGUGUGCAAAGAGGUUCUCCCACCACCACAAUAUGAAGGUGCACCUGAAGGUCCACACAGGGGAGGCAGUUUCCCUGUAUGCACAGCAGGAGUAUGACACUCUCAGGGAGGGUGACAUGUUCAAUGCCGAUAUAGUGAAGUCUGUAGAUGCAGAGGCUGCUGGUCCUGGGGUCAAGCARGAGAGAUCUGAAAGAGAGGAGGAGGACCCACGACACAGCAGAGAGAUCCAGAYUGGAGCAGCCCAUGUAACCACGGAGGUCCCUACCACCACCGCCCCAGCGCCGCCCAGUACCCGACACCCAGAGAGACUAGGGCGGGGGAGACUGGGCUGUCCUCCUGCUCCUGACUCCGAGUAUUUACCGGUAUUUCACCAGAGCCAGAGGACGGUUAAUUCCCGUGGAGAUGGUGAUACGUUAGACACUGGUGUUGAUGAUCUGUCUUGUUUUUACACUACAGAGAUGGAACCUGUCAACAUGCACUUGGGUUUAGAGACCCAGACUGAUCUGUCUAAAGGGGACUGGAACCGGUACAGUAGUAGUGUAUACUCUGAAGGGUGCCUAGAUAAGAAAGGGGUGGUUAUAGUCGUAGACGAAGUGACUGUGAAAGUGGAGGACGACGUUCCUCUGACACUGAAUGCAGACAAGACUCAAUUAGGAGAAGGACACUCACAAGGUAGAGAUGUCUUAGAUUACAGGGAAAGCUUAGAGACUAAUCCAAAUGUUGCGACCCAGUCCCCUKUACACAUUCUCAGGGAUCGCGACAGAGUGUCCACGUCGAUGGGGCCUUCCGAUUCACACGGCCGUGUUGUUUUCGAUCAAGUAUUGAACUCAAAGGACCAAAGAGCCAAGGCUCAGGGAGGGGAAGCAACAUCAGGCAAUAGUAAAGAGAAACGGUUCCUCUGCAUGUCCUGUAACAAAGGCUUCAGCUGCCUCCAGAACGUAGAGACCCACCAGAGGGUCCAUACAGGGGAGAAACCCUUCAGCUGUACCCAGUGUCACAUGCGCUUCGCCCAGGCUGGCAACCUUAAGAUCCACCAGAGGGUCCACACAGGGGUGAAACCCUUCAGCUGUACCCAGUGUCAUAUGCGCUUCUCCCACUCGUACAGCCUGAAGAGGCACCAGAGGGUCCACACAGGGGAGAACUCUACAGCUGCCGAGGAGGRKGGUCCAGAKGUGCUGCUGGUAAAGGAGGAGGGGUGUGAGGAGGGUCUGGGGAACCCUGAGGKGACCAUGGUCAUGGACAAACAAACUACACCWCCUCCUGAACCCAAAGAGGCACCAGCUGAGCAGCACAGGAMCACACACAGUCUCACUGAGUGCCCAGGUUUGGAUGAUGACUUGGUGUCCCUGGACAGCUCCGGGGGUUUCUCAGGUGACAAAGAGGACUUAGUUCCAGGACAGCCAUCUCACGCUACGGGAGUAGCGGGGGAAACCCUGGUAUCCAACGCAUCGUUCAUAGAACUGUGCCGCAAGGUGGCUAUGCGUUUGGAGGUGAAGUGGCCGUGUUCAACCCCACGUCAGAAGACAUCAAGGUUUGGUGGGAAGUACCUGCCCCCAGUGGCUGCCACAGUCAAGCACGACCUGCUCCUUUCGGCCCUGGAGGCCCGGUUCAAGGCCAGAAAGAAGCAGGAAGAGGCACUGCACGGUUGUCUUCCUUUGGGAUUGCAGGGGGCCGUGCCCAGCACCAGGUCGGACCUGCCUGAUUGCCGCCCCGCUUCCAGGAGCGAGGUUAACCACAACCAGAAACCAACAGUCGAACACAAAACAACAACUGAACUUAGUCUCCAUGACAACAGACUGGCUGAGAUCAGGGCGAUGCRUAGAGUUGGUCUGCGUGGACGGGGAGGUGUCCGUAUGCAGCUAGAGAGAACAGACAUUGACUCGGCUAGCAAUGAUCCGUCCUGCUCCUAUAGUUGUGAUUCAGAGAGACUGAUGGUGCCUCAGGUUAACCCCCUAACAGGUGCUGCCUUCAGCCUGUCUUCUAUAGGAUCUAUCAACUGGAAUAUGGACCCUGCGACAACACAGACAAUCCCUGGCCUUAAUCCUCCUCACACCCUCCUAAUGUUAAACCAGACCUCAGACAAUGCAAGUUCCUCAACAAUAAAUGGCUACACAAGCCCAUUGACAAAUGACCAUAGUAGAGACAGAAUCAGUAAAGGUGGCAGCGCCAAAGAGAAGCGCUUCCGGUGUUUGUUCUGUGGGAAAGCCUUUAGUUUCCCCCAACAGGUGGAGAUCCACCAGAGGAUGCACACGGGAGAGAAACCUUUCGGCUGCCACCUGUGCCGGGCCUGUUUUUCCCGAUCGUCCCACCUGAAGAGGCACCAGAGGGUCCACACAGGGGAGAAACCCUACAGCUGCCCCCAGUGUGAGAAGAGGUUCUCCUCUGCAGUCMAUGAGGACCUGCUGAUAUCUGGCRUUGCUGUACCUAACUUAACCACCCCUUUUUCCUCAAUCACUCUCUCAGGUGAAGGACAUCUCACUGGAGGCCACAGGAGCUUUGUGAAKMCAGCGGRACACAACGCGUGGAGAGAUAACCAACCCAUAGCUAUAGAUGAGGGGAGUGGAACCUCAACCCAGCAGGUUAUCGUAAUAGAGUCAGCAGAUGCAGAGGCUCCAGGUCCUGGGGUCAAGCAUGAGAGGACAGAAGGAGAGGAGGAACCACGGCACAGUAGCGACAUCCAGACUGAAGCAACGGCUGGAGUGGCGCCCCCUGUAGCCAAGGAGGACAUCGCAACUGCCGCCACGCCCCAGGCCAAGACUCAAUGCAGCAUCACGGAGGUCAGUGGAACGCCAAACGACAUCAUCAAGUCAGAGACUUUAACUGUAACACAGAGGCUCUUACACACAGGAUCUGACCACAGAUCAGACCCAGAGAGACUGGUCUGUCCUCCUGCUCCUGGCUCAGAAUACUUACCGGUAUUUCACCAAAGCCAGAGGACGGUUCAUUCCCGUGGAGAUGGUGAUGGURAMGCKUUAGACACUGGCGGUGAUGAUCCGUCUUGUUCUUACACUACAGAGAUGGACCYUGGCAACAURYCCUUKGGUUUAGAGACMCAGACUGAUCUGUCUAGAGGGGACUGGAACCAGUACAGUAGUAGUGUAUACUCUGAAGGGUGCCYAGAUAAGAAAGGGGAGGUUAUAGUGGUGGAUGAGGUGACUGUGAAAGUGGAGGGCGACACUCCUCCCACAUUGAAUGCAGAUCGUCACCUAGGAGAUGGACACUCCCGGGGCAGAGAUUUCUUAGAUUACAGGGGAAGCUUAGAGACAAAUACAAAUUUUGUGACCCACUCCCCUUUACACAGGUUCUGGGAUCACGACCCAGUGUCAACGUCGAUGGCAUCUUCUGAUGUAUUUUUCGAUCAGGUAUUGAACCCAAACGACGAGGCUAGAGCCCAGACUCAGGGAGGGGGAGCAACAUCAGGCAAUAGUAAAGAGAAACUGUUCCUCUGCAUGUUCUGUAACAAAGGCUUCAAUUGCCCCCAGAAGGUGGAGAUUCACCAGAGGGUUCACACAGGGAAGAAACCAUUCAGCUGUACCCAGUGUCACAUGCGCUUUGCCCAGGCUGGCAACCUAAAGAUCCACCAGAGGGUYCACACAGGAGAGAAGCCCUUCAGCUGUACCCAGUGUCACAUGCGCUUCGCUGAGGCUGGCAGCCUGAAGAGGCACCAGAGGGUCCACACAGGGGAGAAAUUAUUCAGCUGUAACCACUGUCAUAUGCGCUUUGCCCAGGCUGGCAACCUGAAGAGGCACCAGAGGGUCCACACAGGGGAGAAAUCCUACAGCUGCCCCCAGUGUGAGAAGAGGUUCUCCUCUAUAGGAUCUAUCAACUGGAACAUGGACCCUGCGACAACACAAACACUCCCUGGCCUUCAUCCUCCUCACACCAUCCUAAUGUUAAACAAGACCUCACACUAUGCCAGUGCCUCAACACUAAAUGGCUACACAAGCCCAUUGACAAAUGACAGUAGUAGUGACGCUAUCAGUAGAUCCGGUGGCAAAGAGAAGCGCUUCCCGUGUUCAUUCUGUGGGAAAGCCUUCAAAUACCCCAAACAGGUGGAGAGCCACCAGAGGAUGCACACAGGGGAGAAACCUUUCGGCUGUCACCAGUGUGAGAAGAGGUUCUCCCACCAGCACCACCUGAAGAGGCACAAGAGGGUCCACACAGGGGAGAAAYCCUACAGCUGCCCCCAGUGCGAGAAGAGGUUCUCACGCCAAGACCUGCUGAAGAUACACCUGAAGGUCCACACGGGAGAGAGCCUGUACGCCUGUUCGCACUGCAAGAAGAGAUUCUCAGAGAGGAGCUACCUCAGGAUACACCAGCAGCAAAUGCACAGGGCCCAUGUGUAUCGGAACCAGGACCCAACCACGAGGGACAGAGACUCCACCACCACACAGAACACAACCAGUGGACAGCCUUCACAGAGAGYGGUGGGAGACKCCCCUGGUGGKAGUCUAWCAGSAAGUCUGUCUUCUCCUUCAGGGUCUCGUCUAAUGCCUGGUGAUUGGGUUCAUAGACAGCCUGGGCCUGGGUCUAGCCUUCCUCAGUCACCUCAUGGUUACCCCACGAAUACAGACCGGGUCAGGAUUGGCGUUCACCACGAGAGUUACCUAGCCUAUAACACAGCACACAAUCCCAACAACACCCAAACAAUGGCUAGAGGUCAAGGAGGGAGCUCAAAGACUAACCACCUGAGGGUGGUGGCUCCUGCUUCUACCUCCUCUGGUGUCAUUGAGUCACAACGUGGGAGGCCGAGCAUUAGGUCGGACGCCGACAAGCCGUACGCCUGCCCCACGUGUGGAAAGCGCUUCGCUGAGGCAAACUAUGUGAAGAGGCACCAGACAGUUCACACCAAUGAAAGGCCCUUCAAGUGCAAACUAUGUUACAAGAGCUUCUCCUUCCUGACUAACCUGAUCAGACAUAGGAGUGUCCACAAAGGRGAGAAAUCGUGGUACCUGUUCCUUUAUUGCUCGCGAGCCAGUCGUCCAAAAAUGUCGAGUCGCCUUGCGUUCCAGACACAGCUAGCUUCCAUUAUGGAGGUAUUGGCCAAUGCAGCCGUGGCAGAAAUCUGCAAACUGGUAGACGACGAUUAUGCGGUUGUAAGUUUGCAAAUGUCACAAUGCCAAAGGGAGAACAAAGGUUUGAAGCGAAAGCUGAAUCUUCUCGAGUUGAAGAUGGCCCGUGGUUACGCCGAACGAAGGCUACGGGAAAGCGCAAUGAACAGCCGUCCCAACAGCAGAGUUCAUAUCAACACCAAUGAGAAAUUCAGAGGUUCGUCUUCAUCAACUGGUGGUGUCUACGACAUACAGCUAGAUCCCAUGGGGAUGUGGUCAGGAGGCCCUGGAGCCAAUAAUAAUCACAACAGUUCCCAGAUGCAUCCCAACCCCAUCCGAGACAAGUCGCCAGAUCUGCAGCUUGUGGAGCCUGAGUCUCUGCUGGUCAAAGAGGAGAGGAUGGAGGAUCCUCUUGGAGACGCGGAGGCAGACGACGUACCACUGAUUGGAGAGGACGGACUGGUGGAGUGUGGACCUCGUGGAGGCAGCGGUAGAACUGGCCCUGGGGACACCACAUCCCAUCCACCCGCUUCAGCCCAUGGCCCAGAGCAGGUCAGCCAGCCUCAGCACCCCGAGCAGCAGCAGCAGGGCCCCAGGAACAGGCAUCGUGUGGAGGUCAGUGGCUCGGCACCUCUCCUUAAGUCUGACAGUGAACCCCAACACGCAGGACUGCUGCACCAACCCCACCCUGCUGAGCUUGAUAUGUACAGUGCUGAUGACGACAGAGGGGACGGUCUGGGGCCGCUGGUCUCGUUCUUUAAUGAGAGCAGCCAGGCAGAGACGGCCGGGGCUGGGCAGCCAUCUUGUUCUUACAGCACAGUCGCCGAGGCCGCCGCGUCGUUUCAGUCCGGGCACCGCCGUCCACUUCCUGCUUCGGUCACUAUCCACCGCCAUCUCCCGGGGAACCGAGAGGAGGUUCUGAACAUUGACUCGGAGGAGGAAGGGAAGGUGCCUCUGGAGAAGUGGGGCCACGACAGUGGAAUGUCUGCAAUGUUUGGGGGAGGCAGGUUCCAAGGUAACCAUGGCAACAUGGCCGCCCCGUCACAAUCUCGCUCCAUCAGUGACAUUGCGAUGCCGUCGACUUCUGACGCGAACGGGUGGGCACACGGCGGCGGGGGCAGAAACACUGGCGGCGGCAACACUGGCUUCCCCCUGACGAGGGACGGCAAGGUCCCCCACAGGACCAGUGCCCGGGAGAAACUGUUCAUCUGCAACUUCUGYGGCAAGGCGUUCAACCGGCCCAAGAAAGUAGAGAUCCACCUGAGGACCCACACAGGGGAGAGGCCGUUCAGAUGCAACACCUGUGGGAAUAUGUUCUCCGAGGCUGGCAACCUGAAGAAGCACCAGAGGGUCCAUACAGGGGAGAAACCCUUCCACUGUGAGCUCUGUGGGAAAGGAUUUGCCUGGAUACGCAACCUCAAGACCCACCACGAGAGGAACCAUCCAGACGUAUAUCCCCCGGACAUGAGCCCUAGUUUUAUCCCACCUGYACCACUGCCCACUCAUAUGGUCAAGUGCCACAAAGAAGAACAUAGGCAAAUUACGGUUGGCCCAGAACAGAGCAGCACGGCUGGCUCUGCAGCGGUGGAGAACAGAGACCCUGACAUCCUGCUGAUCAAGGUGGAGGAUCUGGACCCACGGGGUGGAGGACUCGGCAUCCAGGAGGGGCCGGAGGAGUCCAGCAGAGACAACUACAGAGGAGGAGCAUUACCCCUGGAGGCCACCCACCACAACUCACCCCCAGACCACACCCACCACCACCACCCCGGGACGACCAGGCACCACACCACGGAGGUCAGCUAUGGCCGUGUGUCGUACGAGAACCACCCCCUUCCGCUGUGGACGAAUGGGGGCAGUGGUGGUUGUGGUGACGCUAGCGUCCCAGGGCCGUCCUCCCUCAACCUCUCCUACCCAGCAGGCCAAGGCAUGCUGAUCAUGGGAGGGAGGAUGGGGCCUGCUGGCUCUGAGAUGGGUCAGCACAGGGGUUUCACUGUAGAAAGCUCCGGAAGCUUCUCAGGUUCUAGAGAGGGGUCAGAGAUGGCUGGUUAUGAUGUCGGAAUGGGGGGGUCGGACGAGGCACAGGGAGGUCAGGAGACGUACAAAUGCGGUAGGAAGAAAGUGAUAAGGAAGAAGGCAUACCUCUGCAAGUUCUGCGGUAAAGGGUUCUCCUCCCCGGCGAAUCUAGAACCGCACCUUAGAACCCACACGGGCGAGAGGCCGUUCGGGUGCAUGGUGUGCGGGAAGCACUUCUCUCAAUACUGGAACCUUAAGAUCCACAAGAACGUUCACACGGGGGAGAGGCCGUACGCCUGCCCGCUCUGUGGGGAACGCUUUGCCGACCCUAGCAACCUAAAGAAACACCAGAAACGACAUCAUCCUCAGCAGUAUGUAGUCAGGCCUGCAGCUCCUGAAUCAACUCCAUCAACACUAAGAAUGGGACAGAACCUGGGAAGUAUCACAGCAACAGCAACAGGAGGACCUGACCUGACAGCAGAGUGUACUGGGGAGUCCUCCAGACCCACACUUCCCGCUCCUGACUCAGAAAAAUGUAUUGGAACCACCAGUCCCGCAGCGAGCCUAGRUAAUAAAGCCAAUAUGCCCAAGGGUGCGCCAGACAACACAACUCCAACCCAGACCACACAGCAGCUCAGCAAGCAGAGAGCAGCCAACACGCUAGGCUCUGAGUACUCAAUGUUUGAGCUGGAGACCUUCUUCACKCGCUGGGCCCCAGACACAUCGGCAUCAACAUCGCCCUCCGGUGGUCCCUCGUGCUCCUACACCGACAACACUACAGACACUGACCCAGACUGCCUCAUUGUYGACCCAGAGCCUCAGCCCCGGCUCCYCUCAGCGACUGUCAGGCCCACAGSGGAGGGUGUGYCUUUCUCUGGGCAUCAGGGAGUUCAAGCAGCCACUCUGGGUGUGGGUGGGGGCAUCCAGGGGCAUCCCACAUGGAGCAGGGCAGCCAUUUUGAGAGCGUCUCAACAAGCACAUCAGCGGCAGCUUCAACGACGCCUCAGAGCACAGCAGCUACAACAGACUCACCCAGAAAACCCAACUACCUCCACCACCAAUACUAKUACCGGUAUGUCUUCCCAAUCCCUUCACUCCCUGGUAGGKCUACCRCCAGGRAGAGGGGCCACGGCCAAAGGCUUUGCCCACAUCGAGGUGAMCCUGGCUGGGCARCAGGCAGCCCAGCUGGCCCAGCAGCACUGUGAUGCGGCCGGGAGGAGAAAGAGCUACGUGUGCCGAGCCUGCGGUAAGGCCUUCACCGGUCAGUCCAACCUGGAGGCUCACCAGAGGGUACACACAGGGGAGAAGCCGUUCAGGUGUGCCACCUGUGGGAAGAUGUUCUCAGAGGCUGGCAACCUGAAGAAGCACCAGAGGGUUCAUACGGGGGAGAAACCCUUUGCCUGUAGCCACUGUGGGAAGUGCUUCGCCUGGAUAUGCAACCUCAAGACGCACCAGCAGUCAGUCUGUGGAGAUGGAGGAGGAGGGGUGUGAGGCAUAGAAUUAGAAUCAGUAGACUGGAUGGACAUGGUUAUACAAUCUACAAUAGAAUAUUGCUGAGACAGACAUCAAUGGGAAUUCAUUCUAAUUGUAAUAAUGUGAGACCGACAAUCCCCCAAACCUC